AUGAGCAGCUCACUCAUCACCAAGUCGGCCCUCACGGCAGCCACCCGCGCUGCUCCCCGUACUGCGGCCGCCGCUCUCGCCAUCCCUCUUCUCCGUCGCGGCUUCGCCUCCGCCUCUGCUGUCCCCGUCACCGGCACCUCCCGCUCGCACCGCAUCGUGGUAGUAGGCGGCGGCGCAGCCGGCCUCUCCAUCUCCCACCAGCUCCUUCGCACCGGCAAGUUCUCUCCCGAAGAAAUCGCCGUCAUCGACCCUGCUCAGUACCACCACUACCAGCCCGGCUGGACGCUCGUCGGCGGCGGUCUCAAAGACCCUUUAUCUUUGCGCCGCGACGAGGCUUCCCUUAUCAACCCCAAGCUCAAGUUCUACAACCAGGCUGUUUCCCAGCUUUCCCCCGAGACCGACUCCGUUACUCUUGCCAAUGGUGACAAGAUCGGCUACGAGCACCUGAUCGUCGUUCCAGGAAUCGAAAUUACUUACGACAAAAUCAAGGGAUUGCCCGAAGCGCUCGCUGACCCUUCCGCUCCUGUCUCAACUAUCUACGGCGCGCACACUGCCAGCAAGGUCUUUCCCACUAUCGAGAAGCUCAAGCGCGGCCAGGCAAUCUUCACCCAGCCCGCUGGCGUAGUCAAGUGCGCCGGUGCGCCCCAAAAAGUGAUGUGGAUGGCACUGGACCACUGGAAGAAAGCCGGUCUUUACAACCCCUCCAACCCUUCCUCCGGCGCGAUCCAAAUUGCUUUCGCGACUGCCUUGCCGGUCAUGUUCGGCGUGCCCAAGUACGCUGCGCGCCUAGAGGAGUUGCGCAAGCAGCGCGGCGUGGAGGGACUGUUCGGGCACGACCUGGUGGAAGUAAACGGUACCAAGGCAAUCUUUGCGAAGGGUGACGAGAAGGUCACGCGCGACUUCGACCUCUUGCACGUGGUCCCCAAGAUGGGCCCCUACGGCUUCGUCAAGAACAGCGCCGUCGCUGACUCUGCGGGCUUCGUGGACGUAAACCAGGCUACCACCCAAUCGAACAAGUUCAAGAACGUCUGGUCGGCCGGCGACGCCUCAAGCUUGCCUACCUCCAAGACCGCAGCGGCUGUUACUGCGCAAGCGCCCGUUCUUGUGGAGAAUUUGUUGAGGAGUCUGGAGGGCAAGAAGCCUGAUGCGGAAUAUGAUGGGUAUACCUCGUGUCCGCUGGUGACGGAGUAUGGCAAGGUCAUGUUGGCCGAGUUCAAGUAUGCGGGCGUGCCCAAGGAGACGUUUGGUGGACUUCCCGUCGUUGGGGGUGUGUUGGAUCAGGGAACGCCUAGGAGGAUGUUUUAUUAUUUGAAGAAGGACUUCUUCCCGUGGGUUUAUUAUAAUGCUAUGGUUAAGGGCACUUGGGCGGGGCCCAAGGGGUGGAAGUUUUAG
This is a messenger RNA of Sordaria macrospora k-hell, 1392 nucleotides long. RefSeq lists its product as uncharacterized. The record is from RefSeq and is a predicted model, not a curated record. NCBI's taxonomy places the organism in Eukaryota, Fungi, Ascomycota, Sordariomycetes, Sordariales, Sordariaceae. Gene Ontology annotation, cellular component: mitochondrion. Gene Ontology annotation, molecular function: FAD binding; sulfide:quinone oxidoreductase activity.